Messenger RNA from Chironomus riparius, 741 nucleotides. Lineage: Eukaryota; Metazoa; Arthropoda; Insecta; Diptera; Chironomidae. The record is from the annotation of a GenBank genome assembly.
AUGCUUUCGACAACAAGAAUAAUUUUGUUAGGACUUUUAUGUUGUGCAGUGAUUGCAACAAUCAAUGCUCGUUAUUUAAGUGAUGAUAUGGAAGUUGCAGCAUCGGAUAAGCAUGAAGAAUGGAAAAAGGGCGGUGGAAAAGAUCAUUAUGAAGACGAGCAUUCUUCACAUGGCGACAAAGGCGAAAAAGGAUACAAGGAAAAUCAUGAACAUGAGGAAGGCAAAAAGGGUCAUCAUGAUAAAGAAGACCAUAAAAAAUCAUAUCACGAGGAAGAUGGACAUAAGAAAAAACAUCAUGAUGAAGGUGGCUAUCACCAUGAGAAAAAAAAGGGAGAAGCUGGAGAAAAAGGCAGUAAAUGGGAAGAACAUGGUUCAUUCAAGAAAGGUCACAAGACUUCGGGAAAACAUGAAAUUCACAAAUUAGACGAAUCUAAAAAAGAGAAGAAAUUCUUCGACGAAGACGGUGAUGAAGGUUUUGAUGAAGGCGAGGGACACUUCCAUGAAUCUUCAGGUCACAAAAAGGGCGGAAAGAAGAAGGAGGGACAUAACAAAUCAGCCAAACAUCAUGAUCAUUUCAGUAAGAAGGGAAGUCACAAAAAGGGAUCACAUCAUGAUGACGAUGCCGGACACAAGCAUGAAGAUGGACAUGAGGAACAUUAUGGUCACAAAGAAGAGCACGGAAAGAAAGGAGGAAGUGAUCACAGUAAAAAGUGGGGACAUAAAAAAGGAAAAGGACAUUAA